AUGGCUAAAUCUGUGGUGGAGUUUAAAAAAAGCUGCUCAAAUCCCAACCCCUUCCCAGCCCGCUCCAGUCCGUCCAGUAACACCUGCCUAGUCCAGUCCCGCUUAAACCUCUCCGUGCACUCGGACGUUGUAGAGGCAGGUCACUUGUAUCACAAAGCGGACCAGGACUUGUACUCUGGUCUGCUUUAUAAGGAGGGUAAUCAAGGACCAAACUACGCCAGCCUGGAGAACGGGGCCAAUUUCAUCAUCAGUCAGACUUUCAGUACAUGUCAGAGUCCAACCUGGAGAGAAUGGGCCAGAACUUGGUUUUUUCUAAGACAACACCACAUAUUACAGUCUUGCUCCCCGCUACGCCCCGGUGUGUGCUGGCCGAUGGCGGGGGACAAGGGUUAUGUGACCAUCCAGCCCUCCCAGGGCAUCAGAGUCCGGCAUGUCACCAUCGGUCACAUCCGGAAGAUUCAAUCCCCGACCAAAGACACUCCCAGCGCUCCCAGAGACAUGGCUCUAUAUGGACUGAAGUGGGAGGACAGCAAAGAGGAGUUUCUGGGCUCUUUCAUUUAUGAUCAGAACGGACUAUCAUUCCAAACCUUUGGCCUUCAACACACAGACCCUGAGACUGUCCAACAAGGCCGCCGCCACAUUGACAGUAACUAUGGUAACAAGGACUUCACCUCCCUCUACAAGGGCCUGAAGUGGGAGGACAGCGAAGAGGAGUUUCUGGGCUCUUUCAUUUAUGACCAGAACGGACUAUCAUUCCAAACCUUUGGCCUUCAACACACAGACCCCGAGACUGUCCAACAAGUCCGCCUCCACAUCAACAAUCUGAGGAGAAGCGGACGUCUCCAACAGCAGGGUUAUUACAGCAGCGAGGGCCACCCUUCCAUCUGCUACAAAGAAACACCCUACAAGUAA
Molecule: messenger RNA, 912 nt
Organism: Knipowitschia caucasica
Lineage: Eukaryota; Metazoa; Chordata; Actinopteri; Gobiiformes; Gobiidae
Source: the annotation of a GenBank genome assembly